Oncorhynchus gorbuscha (pink salmon) is the source of this 2056-nucleotide messenger RNA. Its product is annotated as ras-related protein Rab-11A-like. Gene Ontology annotation, biological process: exocytosis; melanosome transport; neurotransmitter receptor transport, endosome to postsynaptic membrane. The coding region runs from base 234 to 881 and encodes 215 amino acids. The record is from RefSeq and is a predicted model, not a curated record. The transcript is spliced from 5 exons. Lineage: Eukaryota; Metazoa; Chordata; Actinopteri; Salmoniformes; Salmonidae. Gene Ontology annotation, cellular component: axon; transport vesicle; postsynaptic recycling endosome. Gene Ontology annotation, molecular function: GTP binding; GTPase activity.
UUUCGUUAUUAACAUCAAAAGGAAGUGAGACUUGUUUAUCAAUACCGAAAGCUCGAUCCGGAAGUGGGCGUUUAUAUAGCAUGUUGGAUGCUAUAAGUCGCUUGUUAAAACGGAGUAGGUACGAGUUGCAGCAGAGACCGUUUUAAAGACGGUGCAUUGCAGAGUACCAGGCGGGAUAGGACCGAGGAAGGAAAGGAAACGGAUCCAAACCUCGCCUUCAUUUUUGAUUCAGGAUGGGGAACAGAGAUGACGAGUAUGAUUACUUGUUCAAAGUGGUGUUGAUAGGAGACUCCGGUGUGGGGAAGAGUAACCUGUUGUCUCGUUUCACCCGGAAUGAGUUUAACCUGGAGAGUAAGAGCACCAUCGGGGUAGAGUUUGCCACCCGUAGUAUCCAGGUGGAUGGGAAGACCGUGAAGGCUCAGAUCUGGGACACAGCUGGUCAGGAGAGAUACCGGGCUAUUACAUCAGCGUAUUACCGUGGUGCCGUGGGUGCUCUUCUGGUCUAUGACAUCGCCAAGCACCUGACCUAUGAGAGCGUGGAACGUUGGCUGAAGGAGCUGAGAGACCAUGCUGACAGCAACAUCGUUAUUAUGUUGGUUGGCAACAAGAGUGACCUGCGCCACCUCAGGGCUGUGCCCACCGAUGGGGCACGGGCGUUUGCAGAGAAGAACGGUUUGUCUUUCCUGGAGACCUCAGCCCUGGACUCUACUAACGUGGAGACAUCCUUCCAGACCAUUCUGACUGAAAUCUAUCGCAUUGUGUCUCAGAAACAGAUGUCAGACCGGCAAGACAACAACAUGUCGCCUAGCAACAACGUGGUCAACAUCCAGGUGCAGCCGACGGAGAAUAAACCAAAGAUGCAAUGUUGUCAGAGCAUUUAACGGCAUCACCAGUACCACCUGCUUCCCCCUGACCCCCGACCCCAAACCCCCUGCUAAAAAGCCUGCUUUGGUCCGGUCUGUCUGAGACACAGCUGCGUGGCCAGGCUCUAGACCGAGACACAGCUGCGUGGCCAGGCUCUAGACCGAGACACAGCUGCGUGGCCAGGCUCUAGACCGAGACACAGCUGCGUGGCCAGGCUCUAGACCGAGACAGCUGCGUGGCCAGGCUCUAGACCGAGACACAGCUGCGUGGCCAGGCUCUAGACCGAGACACAGCUGCGUGGCCAGGCUCUAGACCGAGACACAGCUGCGUGGCCCGGCUCUAGACCGAGACACAGCUGCGUGGCCAGGCUCUGGACCGAGACACAGCUGCGUGGCCAGGCUCUAGAGCCGAGACACAGCUGCGUGGCCAGGCUCUGGACCGAGACACAGCUGCGUGGCCAGGCUCUAGACCGAGACACAGCUGCGUGGCCAGGCUCUAGACCGAGACACAGCUGCGUGGCCAGGCUCUAGACCGAGACACAGCUGCGUGGCCAGGCUCUAGACCGAGACACAGCUGCGUGGCCAGGCUCUAGACCGAGACACAGCUGCGUGGCCAGGCUCUAGGGUCUAUACUACAGAGUAGAGGCUGCCUCCAAAGUGCACUUACUUGACUUGCACACUUCUUGUCAUAGAUUUAAACGAAUUAGAUUGUAAUUAUUGGCUGAAGGUAGUUUCUUUCCACCGUUAAGACUAAAUCCAUGAUGGGAAGUGUGCAAGUGAACACUUUGAGAAAAGAGUGUAUAAUUAGGGUGCAGCUGUGUCUGAGCCCGUUGGUUCCUUAAGGAUCCCCAGUCAGGACUAUACAGCUGUGUCUGAGCCCGUUGGUUCUAUACAGCUGUGUCUGAGCCCGUUGGUUCUAUACAGCUGUGUCUGAGCCCGUUGGUUCUAUACAGCUGUGUCUGAGCCCAUUGGUUCUAUACAGCUGUGUCUGAUCCCAUUGGUUCCUUAAGGAUCCCCAGUCAGGACUAUACAGCUGUGUCUGAGCCCAUUGGUUCUAUACAGCUGUGUCUGAGCCCAUUGGUUCUAUACAGCUGUGUCUGAGCCCAUUGGUUCUAUACAGCUGUGUCUGAGCCCAUUGGUUCCUUAAGGAUCCCCAGUCAGGACUAUACAGCUGUGUCUGAGCCCGUUGGUUC